This is a messenger RNA of Pelagomonas calceolata, 1780 nucleotides long. The record is from the annotation of a GenBank genome assembly. Lineage: Eukaryota; Pelagophyceae; Pelagomonadales; Pelagomonadaceae.
GUGAUAAGUUUCCUUAAUUCCUUACCUGCGGGAAGAGCUUUUGCGCAGGAUGAAUAGUUGAUGGGCAUGCCUAUUGCAGGCGUGGAUUUUUUUGUGUUAAACCCGCCGUAAUGACUAGCUCAGAUCUUGUAACUACAAUCCCCCUUUCAGUGGCCUUAGUCUUCGCACGUAGCUCUGGAUGGCAUUGAUGCACUUUCGGAGGAGGGAACAUGAUCAAUGUACUGCAAUCUGCACCGAGAUACUGCGCACACAACCCAAAAGUCAAGCAGCGAUAUUUGUCAAAUGUCGCGCUUUGAGCUCCAAGACUUGGAUUGAUGACACAGAGCUAGAACGUACAGGCGACACUGAUCUUAUGUCGGAGGAUAUCGCUGUAAGCGUGAUGCCGAGGUGAUUGAAUGGAUGAUAUUGACAUGAUAAGACCUGUGCAGGCCUGGUACGUCGAUUGCGCAUCCAACCUCUUCAAGCAUGUCUGGCGUCGUAAAUCAAUACGUGAGACCGGUGUCGGUUUGUCGCAUCACUAGUCAGUCUGGGGUUUCUCCCACUCUUCAAAAUGUCACUAUGGCGGCUACUUCAGAGGGAAGUUAUCUUGAUAUUACUAAUCUUGAAUUUUUGGAAUUUGCGCAUCAGACUGCUAUGGCCAAAGCAAUUUGCGAUUACCUGAUUUACUUUGUACGCAACAUAAAACAGGCGUUGAGGCUGUGUGAAGAGGUCUUGAAGAAGAAAACAUCUUUAGAAGACUGGUGGUGGAAAUGCCGUUUUGCUAAAUGUUAUUACCGCCUUGGACUAUACAGAGAUGCUGAAUAUCAACUUAUUUGCUCAUUGCAAAAUCAGAAUAUGGCAUUAAAUGUGCUGGGGCUCUCAAAGGUAUACAUGCGCUUAGAUCAACCUAACACAGCGCUGAAGGUGCUCCAAAAAGGCAUUGAAAAGAUGCCGGAGGAGUCGCACCUAAAAAUAGGUGUAGCGAGAAUUUAUGAAAUGAUGUACGCAACAUGCAGAAGCUUGCUAUUUUAUAAGAAUGCUCUGGUUCUCGAUGCAUCUAACAUUGAGGCACUAGCCUGUUUGGCUGCAAACUACUUCUAUGAGCAUCAACCUGAGCUGAGCUUGCGCUAUUAUCGUCGUCUGCUUCAAAUGGGUGUUUCCGGACCUGAAAUAUGGAACAAUAUUGGCCUCUGUUGCUUCUAUUCCUCACAGCUUGAUAUGGCACUCGACUGCUUUGAUCGUUCCCUUCGAUUUGCAGAUGACGCUGCUGAUGUCUGGUACAAUAUUGGACACCUUGGAAUUAGCAUGGGUGAUUUCCACAUGGCGCAUCAGUCCUUCAAAAUUGCAUUAUCUUUAAAUCAGAGUAAUGCGGAGGCUUUGUGCAAUUUAGGGGUCCUUUCGCUGUAUGCUCGGAACAUUAAGAUAGCUAGAUCAUACUUCAUAAGCGCGAAAGAAGUGGCACCGACGCUCUUUCAACCGCACUACAACGGUGCAUUACUUGCAUACAAGCUUGGAAACUUGCAGGAUUCUUUCGCUAUGGUGCGAUCAUAGAGAAGUGGCCCCUCAUGCUCCGUUCGCAGGUUUCAUCGGCACUUAGAGUGAACAAAGCACAUGUGGAUUCACGCGAGCUUAAAAAUAAUCUCGAAUGGCACAUUCGGGCACUGUGAUUGAGUGUUCAAAUACUGGGGCGCGCACGAGGUAGGCAGUAUUUAGAGGCAGUAGUAGUAUAGGUAGUAUAGGGAUUAUGUGUCAUUUUUGCGGCGGUAGUAUGAGAGUAAUGAAAGUAUAAACAACGUGGGGC